UUGAAAUAUGCCUCUCCUCCAUCAGCCUCCAGGUGCUUCUGCGGAAGUCAGCCAGGUAGCCAGACUUACAAGGGCUUCCUCUGCUCCUCACUUUUAGAAAGGAAAGGCUAGUGGGGCCCCGGGAAGGAGCCAGGCAGAUUGCCUUGGGAGAUUGAAGGUGCUGACAGGCAGCUGCUCCUGGCAUCUGCGUCACCUUGGCAGCCUGUCCAAACCAGGAGGGAAUUCUCCUUUCUGCUCUUCUGGGUGGGGAGAGGAUGCCUCCCUAUGAAUGGUGCUCAAGUCUGAACUCCUGGGAGGUUGCUGUUUUGGAUCGGCUCUUGGGGUGAUGCUGUGUGGCUGUGCAAAGCCUGGGAACACGGGGGCAUUAGGACCAGGAGCGAGACGCACACUUGGCUUCCGUCGUAUCUGGCAGAGGGUUCCUGCAGAGCUGGAGGUAUGUGUGAAAGGAAACCCGGACAGUGCCUGCCGGCUUUACAUCUGUUGCUCUGACCUGACUCAAGGCAUCCCAAGGAAGGUGUCUGUCAUCUUGGCUUGACUGAAUCCCCCAGCAACUCGCCCCAGACAGCUUGUAGAACCUGACCACUCAUGCAGAGAGGGAAAGAACAUGGGCUAAUCACCAGAGCAGGAUGGACAAGAGCAGGGUGAGAGGGGAGCCAACAACUGGAGACCCUUCUCAGAAGACAGCUAACACUCAGAGAGGACCCAGGACCCCAGGCUCUGGUGGCUUUCUGAUUCUAGAGGGCAGCGGGUCUUAUAAAUGCUACGUUGGCAUAUAGACGUUAGCAAACGUCUGGUGGGAUAAAAGGUGCAGGUGGAUGGCAAAAAGCCUUUUAGCUGGAAUGAACAGCCCAGGUUCGGUUUCAAGCUUGAAGGUACCUGGAUAGCAAGGAGGAAGCAAACUUAAUCAGGACCUGUUGCUUCGGGAGAGUGGCUGCGACAUGCUCCCGAGGAAGCGACCCAGGAGUGGACGUUCCAGGCUUCAGUUCCUCCUACUCUUCCUGACUCUGGGAUGUGUCCUGAUGAUGGUGAUCCUGCUGCAUCCUCCCCCGCCCACCCUGCACCAGGCUGUCACAGUCCAGGCCAGCAAACACAGCCCUGACACGGGGUACCGCCUGGACUUUGGGGACUCUCAGGAGUGGGUUCUGGAGGCUGAGACUGAGGGUGAUGAGUACAGUCUCUUGGAUGGCCUGCCAUCCUUCAUCUCCCUGCAGGAGGAUCAACUGCUGGUGGCCGUGGCCUCACCCAGAGCUAGGAGGAGUCAGAGCCAGGGCAGGAGCCAGGGCAGCUACCAGUUCAUCAAACACAGGAGCAGGAGAUGGGAUGAGGAAGCCCUGGAAAAGGACUGGAGGACUGAAGAGGAUGUGGAGGAAUCAGAAGAGGUGCUGACCCCACUUGGCCCGGACUCAGAUGGCCUCAACAAGCCACUCAGUGCCCGCCUGCCCCUGAGGAGAGUCCUGCCCGAGGUGCGACACCCACUGUGUCUGCAGCAGCACCCUACAAGUGGCCUGCCUACAGCCAGCGUCAUCCUCUGUUUCCAUGACGAGGCCUGGCCCACGCUCUUGAGAACUGUCCACAGCAUCCUGGACACAGCACCCAGGGCCCUGCUGCAGGAGAUCAUCCUUGUAGAUGACCUCAGCCAGCAAGAACUGCUGAAGUCUGCUCUCAGUGAAUACGUGGCCAGGCUGGAGGCUGUGAAGUUGCUCAGGAGCAAUAGGAGGCUCGGCACCAUCGGAGCCCGGAUGCUGGGGGCCACCAGAGCCACAGGGGACGUGCUGGUCUUCAUGGAUGCCCACUGUGAGUGCCACCCUGGUUGGCUGGAGCCCCUCCUCAGCAGAAUAGCUGAUGACAGGAGCCGAGUGGUGUCUCCAGUCAUAGACGUGAUUGACGGGAAGACGCUUCAGUACUCCGCAUCCAAGCUGCAUCGAGGGACGCUGGACUGGAAGCUGGAUUUCCGAUGGGAGCCCCUGGGGGAGCAGGAGCAGAAGGGCCUCCCAUCCCCCAUCAGCCCUGUCAGGAGCCCUGUGGUACCCCGAGAGGUGGUGGCCGUGGACAGACAUUACUUCCAAAACACCGGAGCAUAUGAUCCCCUUCUGUCACUGGGGGAUAGUGAAAAUCUCGAGAUGUCUUUCAAGGCCUGGCUCUGCGGUGGCUCUGUUGAAAUCCUUCCCUGCUCUCGAGUGGGACACAUCUACCGAAGCCAAGAUGCCAGCUCUGGGCCUGACCCCGAGGUUGCCUUGAAGAACAAGAUCAUCAUUGCUGAGACCUGGCUAUCAUCCUUCAAGGAAACCUUCUACAGGCACAUCCCAGAGGCCUUCACCCUGAGCAAGGUUGCAAAGCCAGACUGUACAGAGCGCCUGAAGCUGCAAAGGAGGCUGGGAUGCCGGACAUUCCACUGGUUUCUGGCCAAUGUCUACCCUGAGCUGUACCCAUCUGAUCACAGGCCCAGGUUCUCUGGAAAGCUCCACAACACUGGAUUUGGCCUCUGUGCAGACUGCCAAGCAGAAGGUGACAUCCUGGGCUGCCCCAUGACACUGGCUCCUUGCAGUAACAACCGGCAGCAACAGAACCUAGAGCACACCGGCAGGAAGGAGAUUCUCUUCAGCAGCCCACAGCGCCUGUGCUUCGAUGUCAGAGGAGGGCGGGUGAUUCUGCAGAACUGCACAGAGGAAGGCCCCGCUAUCCAUCAGCAGCACUGGGACUUCCAGGAGGAUGGAAUGAUCAUCCACGUUCUUUCUGGAAAAUGCAUGGACGCUGGGGUCCAGCCAAGCAAUAAGGACUUGUACUUGCGUCAAUGUGAUGGUAAGACCAGCCAGCUGUGGCGGUUCAACCAGAUCCACCCUGUGGAUGAACGGUGAACGACCUUGACAGAGAGCAAAGAAAGGCUGGGCAUCACAUUCUCUGCUCCUUUAUGCCCUGAGCCAGCCCCUAGUGUCUGGGCUUCUGGAGUAGAAGAGAAGAGAGUACUGUCAAAACAAACAAACAACAAAAACAAAAGCACAGAAGCUCUCUCCAGGUACCUUACCACAUUGAUUGUAGACUGGUUUUUGUUGUUUGGUAUGGUUUCUCGAGACAGGGUUCUCUGUGUAGCCCUGGCUGUCCUGAAACUCACUGUGUAGACUCGGCUAGCUUCAAACUCAUAGCAAUCCACCUGCCUCUGCCUCCCCAGUGCUGGGACUAAGAGAGCCACCACCACCUGGCUAUGUUGGCUGGGUUUUGUUUUGUUGUUUUUUUUUUUUUAAGAUGAAAAACAAUGGAUUGUUCAGUGUCUUCAUCUCCAGAAGUGAUCAUUAUGAGGAAAGAAAAGUCUUCCCCGCCCCCUCCCCACACCCUGCCCACACUGAGCACUUAACAUUUGCUUUUAUCCCUGACUGUGCGAAGAGGCUCCUGCAUUGUCUGGCAGCACUUCUGGGAGACAUCAAAUCCAGUAGGUGAAUUUCCCGUAGCCCUUACUCGGAGAGUGGAUGUGUCCAGUCGUGGAAGUUAGCAUGAGGGCCAUGCUAUGGCCUGGCAGUCCCCACCUUAUGACUCUGCUCACUAGCAUACAUUUCAUGUCCAUUCGUUGACCCCAAGCUCAAAAGGAAGCAGAGGGGGACAGGGAGGAAUGGGGUGGGGCUGGGAAGAAGACAUCAGAGAGAUUUGGUCCAACCGUCCAGCUCAGCACUGCCCACUGAAGAGUCAGCAGACCUGGUUAAGGUGUUCUCAUCUUCAGGACAGCCUCCUCAAGACUUUCUACCUCCAUUCAGCUGCUCUAGCUCUUUUAUAGAUCACAACCAGAUUUCCCUGCAAUGUAUUCUUUCUUGGAUCACCAGUGCUGGAAGGGUCAACACAUCUGAGCAUGCUCAUGAACAAAGGUAUUACAGGAGACAAAGUCUUUUAAUGCCCGCUUAGGAGAGUCGUGUUGGCUUGAUGAGAAAUAAAACUUUUGAAAGAGAGAAACCCAAAAUCUUUACAAGGCAAAAUAGAUCUGGCUAAUAAAUGUCCCUGAGGUUUGACUGGCUACCUAUGAGCCCAUAACAAUUGUUCAAGACCCCCUAAAUGUGGCUUCCAGUUAAAUGUUCACAUGGCUGAAAGAACUCCACCUCAACCAGAGAAGAACCUAGGCUCAACCACGGGAGUUGCUGAGUGGGGUAGGAUGCUGCUGAGAAAAAAACUCUUGCCCAUUUCUUUCUGAAUGGAAAUAGCUUUCUAUCUGGUAAGCUUAGAAACUUCCCACUCAAGAUGUCUUUGUCCUCUGGGCUGUCUCUAAAUACAGUUGUUUCAAAUAAGAACUGGAGAAGACAUGUGGGUGACAUGAGAAAUAUGUUACUUCUCCAACUUUCAAGUCAAUGCCUGAUGUUUCUCUAGCCUUAGAGGCACUCCGGAUUAACACUAUCUAAUAUCAUGGACACAACCCCAGUGUGGCCAUUUUGUUGGAAAUUCACCACAAUUCUGGAAAUUUUCAAAUUGUCCCUUGAUUGUACUGGUUCUUUACAGCCAUUGUACUGUGGCAAAUGGCUACUGAACCUGAGAACACAGUUAUAAAAUAGCCAACCAUCACAAACAGUAGCCCUGAAUAGCACUAGAUAGAUUCAGCCCCUAUUUAGGGAAGAGAUUUUUAGCCACCAUCUUCUUGCUUCAGACUGGUCUAUAUUUAAAACAAACUCUUCUGACAUGAUGAGGCUGGGAUGGAGCUAAAAUUUUUCAGAUGACAACCUUGUAAAGGGCAGUAAUGGCUGAAGAGUAUUUUUCAAGAUCUUUAUUUUGAAAUGAACGCUAUUAUUAGCAUUGUGAGUAGCUGAAGUUGUUGGGAUAAAUUAAUAUAGCUAAAUGAAAGACUACAUUGUGUUGUGUGUGUUCUGGUGAUUAACAAACGGACCCAGAUGGCUCACUGCUUAAUUGUUUUAACAAAACAAGAAUGUGCUAUUUGUUGCUCCUUAACUGUCCCCAUGAUUUAUUAUUUUAUUACAGAAAUGGCCAUCACCUCAGUCCCUGGCUGGUACUUACAAACCCCUAAUUUAAACAGUACAGACACUUCUACUUGCUUCUGAAAAGCAAUCCCCUUACGGUGUAACUAGUGUAGUGGAUUCUUAUCAGUGGUCCGUUUAGAAGAAGAGAAACUUGGCAGUGAAUUGAUAGGAUUCCUGAUUUGAUUUUGCUUGUCUGUCUGAAUUUUAUGACUCUUCAAAACAGGAGUUGUUUUUGUGAUCUGUCUCACAAAGCCCACCCCCAUUAUUAAGGAUCCUGUUGGAGUGGGCGGAGAGAAACAAGCACCAGAUGACUCCGGGCCGUACUCUAUUUGCUGUGACAACAGAUGUCAAUCCAGAAGGGCCAUGAUGUGGUCCUCUUCUGCCUCGAGGUCAUAAACCUGUAGCAAAGUCAGAGUUCCAAUUUCCAUGUACAUCUGGAAGGUCCCAGCACCUAUCAUGGUGCUGCCUCAGACCAGGACGCAACAGCUCUAAGGUUAUAUUGCCACACUUGCCUUGAAGGAGCUCCAUUUUCAACUGACGUGCCAUGAGGACGCUAGUUGAACACGAAAUGACUCACCAAAUCCAGAAAUGCAAACUGACUGCACUUGAAAGGGGCUCUGGAAGAGUAAACAUGCAGCUGAGAGUUGAGCAAACAGGGAAACGGCAGAUGGCUCAGGGGUUAAGGAGCACACACUGCUCUUACAGAGGACCUGAGCUCUGUUCUCAGUACCCACACAAGGCAACUCACAGCCAUCUUUCAUUCCAUACGUUCUUCUUUGGCAUAUGUAUAUACCCAUCUCACAGACAUGCAAACAUAUACAUAAUUAAAAAUAAAAUACAUUUUAAAAAUCUUUUAAUAGGGUAGUGAGAGGGGGCAGAGAAGCACAAAGCAGACAGGUCAAGGCCACUGCAGCUGAGGCUUAGAAAAGACUUUGAGCUUUUCUAAAGUGUGACCUUGACAGGUCACCAGGAAGGAACUGCAGCUCCACUCCCUCCAGCACAGGCCAUUAGCACAUUACCUGUAGCUGAUGGCUUCAUUUACAUAUGGCCCCCAAGAACCUGAGCUGCUGUUUUGAAAGUCUUGGCCUUCCCGGAUGCAUCACUGACAUGUCCUACAGGUACAAGAGGCAUCCUGAAGCAGCCAGGACGCAGGAGUACCAUCCAUCCAUCCUGUAAUCUCCAGCUCUGGUCACAUGACUAUCAUGUGACUAUUGUGAGAGCUGAUUGUUCCUGCCACAGGAUUCAUCCCUUUCUCCCAUCUAAUUGGACUGGGAGAACACCUGGUCCAUGUUGGACCAAUCAACACAUUCACCUGGAUUUGUCACUAAGAAAUGAGUCUCUACGGGUGACUUGAGAGUCAAUGUGGAAAUGUAUGAGUCUUUGGCAGCCUUAGCUUCUUCUUAUGGCCCUAGGACAGAGAAUUAGAGCGGAGAGGAAGAUGGGGGUAGACCUCCUGACUUACACAGAGAGGGUGGUGCAAACCAAGCCUGAGUUGGGAAACGGAGGGGGCAAAAAUCUGGGCAGGCUGGUGAACACCAGUGAAACUGAGUAUUUUUGAGCAAAGCUGAAGUGACAGAGGAGCAGGAAGAACUAAUGUUCCUUCCCCACACCAAUGAAUGCUGCAAAUCAGGAUAAAGCGCUUCAGAGAAUCAGUACUAUAAAGUUAUGUCAGACUGGACAAGGGUGGGGUUGGGAACUCUUCUGUGCCAGGCCAGUAUCUUGUUGGUAGGAACAUGGUCUCUUGAAAAUACUCAGCUAUGCACUGCUGUACAGAAAGGGUCAGCAAUGGAAGCAAACAAGCGAUCAGAGUUAUGUUUUAAUAAAACUUUGUUUGCAAAAAUA
This is a messenger RNA of Mus caroli (Ryukyu mouse), 6788 nucleotides long. RefSeq names its product polypeptide N-acetylgalactosaminyltransferase 15 (gene Galnt15). The record is from RefSeq and is a predicted model, not a curated record. Lineage: Eukaryota; Metazoa; Chordata; Mammalia; Rodentia; Muridae. Gene Ontology annotation, cellular component: Golgi apparatus. Gene Ontology annotation, biological process: protein O-linked glycosylation. Gene Ontology annotation, molecular function: polypeptide N-acetylgalactosaminyltransferase activity.